Messenger RNA from Bradysia coprophila, 2257 nucleotides. RefSeq lists its product as uncharacterized. NCBI's taxonomy places the organism in Eukaryota, Metazoa, Arthropoda, Insecta, Diptera, Sciaridae. The record is from RefSeq and is a predicted model, not a curated record.
ACUUCGUUGAGUAAUGCCGUUUUUCGAAAAUGAGUUCCUAUAAAGAUGUCAACGCUGAUCAUCUGUCAAAUGAAUGUCGUUUAUUAAUUUGUUUUAUUCGCUGAGUGUGGGUGAUUGUUUCCAAGAUUGUUUCUAUUAAAUUGUAUAAUUUGUCACAAUUUGAUUUUUAAAAAUGAAGCGAGCUCACGAAAACAGUGAAAGAUAUGCGGUAAUUGAAACUAGUGACGAAGAAGGUACUUAUGUCGAAUUCGUACCGCAAUUGUGGCUGGAAUUGGCUAGAAAAAGUACUCUGAAGCAGCGGGACCUUGUGCAGUUCUAUUUUCCACGCCGUACAAAACAGCAAAGCAGGGACAAUUUUUUGCGGUUCCUAAAACAAGCGAAAUUUAUGUGUACGAAACCACUGGAUGAUGGAAAAUGGGAGCUGAAAAAUGGAAGAAUUUUGAAGCUAAACUUAGGGUCUCUUGAAGAAGCCCUCAGCGCUGAAAAGUACUACAGUGACUAUUUUAGUACAACAGAAGCUGAAAAAAAUUAUGAAAAGGCGGCCGCAUCAUCUACGAAAAAGGUCAUGCGCAAAACGAAGAAGGCAUUCCUGAAGUCGAUGAACAAAGUCGGUGAUUCCUCGGACAGCGACGAUAAUGAAAAUGGUGGAGUCAAUGCAAUCUCAAAUUACAACAUUCGAUUCGCCACCGACGCUCAGGAUCUUUUCACAUUGGAUCAGUCGAACAACAUACUGAGCAUUGACAUGGAUCAGUUGGCUGAAGAAAGUCUGUUCGGUUCAGGAAAUCAAACCUCACAUUCAGUUCAGCAACCAACGUCGUAUUCGCAAACGAUUCAACCGACAUUCAGUUCACCUCCAAAUCGACAAACGUUUGCUUCGCUAGGCAAUUUUGCUGAACCAUUAAACGAAACUUUCAUGGCGAUCAAUGAAGUGCUAAACGAAGAAGACAUGAAUGAAGAACGAAUUUCCGAAAUGGAUGGUCAGGUCUCAGCAACUGAAACUGACCUUCAGAACUGUGCUCCGAACACCGAUUGCUGCAAAGGGCAUCAGAAAAUCCUGAAUAAAAUCGACUAUGUCCAGAAAAAGCUUUCCAAAGAGUUGGGUCAACUUCGACAGGAAACGAACGGUAAUCGUAAAUUGUUGCUCCAGCUUUUGAAACGUAACGAGGACGAUGGUAACGGUCAACCUGAAGAUGUCCAAGAUGAACCGGUUCACUUGGAUAUGGCAGAAAUUGAUGAAUUCAAUGAAAAAUUCAAGUCCGUUUUCCCCAUUAAAGACUCGGAAUACUUAAUUCAUUUCAACAAAUCGUUGAAAAUGGACCAGAAAUUUGCCGACAAUUUGUUGCAGAAGCUCGAACAAAUGAAAGGCGACGAUGAAACUAAGACCGCACGAAAAAUCUUGAAGGCACUUUGUCAUUUUGAAUGCUUGAAGGAUUUCACUUGGUUGGGUACAAGAAAAAUGAAAUCUUUCCAAGACUUGCACUUGAUUGUGGAUAUGAUGACAAAAUUAAUCGAAGGCAAAUAUCCACAAUGUGAUGCGAUGAGCAUUCUAACAAAGGUUGUCCAGCAACGAACAAAAAGUGCGAAAGAAGCCUGGUCAAAACAGAACGAAUCAUUAUCGGUGUCGCAAGUUGUUGAUUCCGGAGCUGACACUGUCAACAAAAAUGAUAAGCCGACGAAUGGAACGCCGACUAUUGAGAACGAAACGGUGGUUAUCGUAGUGCCGUCCAGUGUCGAAACCGAUGAUAAUAUGACUUCCGGGUAAGUCGAAUAUUUACGCGUAAUUUACGUUCCCAUUCUAUCCAAUUAAAAUCGUUCCUAAACUAAUAAAAUUAUUGAAAUUAAAAAAAUGCCGGUGAAUAAAAUUGAAACAAUUUUAUUGAGAAGAUGAAUUGAUAAUGACAGUCUGGACUAAAACUAACUGUUAAAAACAACGAAAUUAUAUAAAUUUAACUGAAUGAAAUGAUGUGAUAUAAUUACAAGUGCAAUGAAUAAUACAUCAGUCAUCGCAGACUGACCAAAACAAGAUUAGCAAUAGUGUUAGUUUUCGACUGAUAAUAAUUACAACGAAAUGUGAUGAAGUGUGAUAAAAUUAACCAAAUUAUUACAAGAGUGGAAUGAAUACAAACGAGUCUACAUCUUUAAUCAUAAAUAAUUUUGAUUCAACGUGAUCCACAUCAAUAUUCAAAUAAUUUGAUAAAUCGCGUUCAAAACAUUGACAAAUAUGUAAAAAUGUUGAUUUUAAUGGAUUCUCAAAAUA